AUGGACUUGCUCGUUGAGCGCACGUUAUCCGACGAUGCGAGCACGCCUGCACAUGCGAACCUGACAGCAGUGAACUUUGACAACCAAGGUACAAUGACCACUGAUUCAGAUCAUGAUCAGGAGAAAGGAAUAAGCAAUCUGACUCGCCGCAUCGUAAUGAUAUUUGGAGGAGAAAAUGACCAACAAGAUGAGGAUGAUGAGCCUGGAGGAUUGCGGCAGUCUAUCACAGAAAUCUAUGUAAUUCGCAUGAAAGUAACACCGGAUGAUUGGACAGGAAAUUUGUCCUCGGGGAUGGAUGUGUAUUCAGUUUUGGACCCUUUGUGCGGUCAUAUACUGGACUACUUGGCUAAAUCAGAUUUCAGUUCUCACCUGAUCAAUGUACUGGCAAACACCAGAGUCCUAAGGCCAUACAUGUACACAGAUAUUCAACUGAUAUACUACAUGGGCGAGGACAAGUUUGAAAUAUUGCCAAAAACAAGAGAGAUUGUCAAUGAUUUGUCCAGUUUCACCAACAACUACAGUGGGUCUGUGAAGCUGGUGGGGUUUCAAUCUAAAAACGAAGACGAUAUUCUUCUCCCCGGUUGCGCAACCGAUGAAAACAAAAAUGGAGGUGAUCUGAACAAAGUAGAUAGUGAAGACCAAAGAACCGAAUCUGAUGAUCGAGAGGUAGACGAUAAUCAGCAAACCACGGAAACAAGAGAACACAUGACUACCAAUGCAAUCGAUCAUACUGAGACUGAUGCCAACAGACCGGAAGGAAACCGCUUAUAUGCACGCAGUGUUUGCGCAUUUUGGUUGAUUUUGAUGGGUGCUGAAUACCAUUCCGAAAUUUUAGACUACUUGGAUGAAUACGAUACGGGUUCACACUUGAUUGGUGCAAUCAUCAACUACAUAAUGGGUGGAUUGACUCUAUAUGCGGAAGUUAAGCUGACGUACUAUUUGGAUGUGGAUGGAUUUAAACGGCUUCCGACCGCAGAACAGAUGGUCCAACAGCUGAAGAGUUUUGCAAAAACGUACAAGGGGUCGGCGAGCUUAGGUGGUUUAUCAUUUAUAUAUUCGUCACCCACAGAUGAUCGAGCGACUGUGUUCACGGACUGUGCCAUGAAUGCGAGCGAAGCUGAAUAUGAUAUAAACGAACGGGGUACCGGAGACCGGAAAGCAGACUCCGACGGCUCAAAGGACGAAGACACUCACAAGACCACGAAAUCAGAACAUGACAUGAACAGCGUAAAGGACGAACAUAUCCAAGCAGAUUUGAAUGACAAUAAAAUUGGAGACAAACCGAAGGGUGAGAAGUUACGAGAUCAGAUGAAUAAAAAUAGUAGUCUUUGUCAUGUUUUAACAAACGUUACCAUGCCAAAUAGCUUUGAUGAUCGGUGUUUAUAA
This is a messenger RNA of Echinostoma caproni, 1386 nucleotides long. Lineage: Eukaryota; Metazoa; Platyhelminthes; Trematoda; Plagiorchiida; Echinostomatidae. The record is from the annotation of a GenBank genome assembly.